Molecule: messenger RNA, 5714 nt
Organism: Thalassophryne amazonica
Lineage: Eukaryota; Metazoa; Chordata; Actinopteri; Batrachoidiformes; Batrachoididae
Gene: clmpb
Product: CXADR like membrane protein b
Exons: 9
Coding region: 198-1424 (408 amino acids)
Cellular component (GO): cytoplasmic microtubule; cell surface; membrane
Source: RefSeq, a predicted model, not a curated record
CUCCUCUCUGGCGUUUUGCGCGGCGGAGGAGGAAAGGAGGAGAGACUGUGGCGAGGAGGAGACAGAGGGGACUCUGGGAAAACAGGGAACUUUGCCUCUGACAAACAAAAUGACGACGCGGAGCUUUAAAGGAGGACAUGCGGGUCGGACUCGCGUGCUGACUGAAGGUUGAUUUGCGUUGCCACGUUGGUGAGUGAAUGAAGGAGAAAUCAGCCCGAGCGCAUUGUUUCCAGCAGCUCCUGUUCCAUGUGGGAUUUCCAGCCGUCAUGUCUGCAACAUUUCGCUCUUUGUUUCUGGUUUUAUUCGGCCUACUGUCAGUCGGUGCCCAGACUGAGAUGAAAAAGGUCGUUGGGGACAAUGCCACGCUACCAUGCCACCAUCAGUUCUGGCAGUCCAACUCUCUCGACAUUGAGUGGCUACUACAAAAACCCAACUCAAAACAGAAAGUGAUCAUUACCUUCUUUGGGGGUCAGGUGUACACCAAUGAGGCAACAGGCAGUGAAGCCAGUCGUCUGUCCUUCGCUGGGGAGUACCUGAAUGGAGACGCUUCCCUGCUGAUCAGUGACCUCUUGGAGUCCGACUCUGGAGAGUACUACUGUAAAGUCAAGACUGGUGGAAAGUACCACUGGAGCCAGGUCAAACUCAUUGUGCUGGUCAGACCGUCAAAGCCAGAGUGCUUAAUGGAGAGCAGACUUGUGGAGGGUAGCGAUGUCAAGCUGAGCUGUAAGUCCAACGAUGGCUCGGACCCCAUCAGCUAUAAGUGGGAGCGAGUGUUGGACAAAGGCAAGAGUCUGGGCAAGUUGCCAAACAUGGCACUGAUCGAUCUGAAGAAUCCAGAGAUUGUGACUCUGAGGAACCUCACCAUCGACAGCACAGGCGUCUACAGGUGCACAGCCAGCAAUGACGUGGGAGAGGAAAGCUGCAUCAUUGAGGUCACAAUGAAGCGUGCGAAGAAUGUUCAAAUGGUAGCAGGUUUUGCGGUGGCAACAUUUCUUUUCGUCCUCAUCAUCAUAUUAAUCAUCUGGCUUGUCUUCUGGAAGAAAGAGAAAAAGAAGUAUGAGGAGGAGGAAACUCCAAAUGAGAUCAGGGAGGAUGCCGAGGCUCCCAAAGCCAAGUUAGUGAAGCCCAACUCUCUAUCCUCAUCCCGUUCCGGCAGCUCACGCUCCGGUGCUUCAUCCACACAGUCCAUGGUGCACAACAGCAUGCAGCGUGGUCCCCGCCCCCGCCCACCUGCUGUGGCGGCUCUCAAGGAAAAUGGACAGCCUCCGGGCUUUCCGCAGUCGCCUCCAGCCUACACGGCAGUGGUGGCCCCCAAAACCCCCGAGCCCCCAGGCACUCCCAAGUUCAACUCCAGGAACAUGUCUGGGCCUACACCACCAACCCUCAUGGUACCUGCCCAGACCAAAGCCUUUCAGACUGUGUAGGACACACGUUUGGGCAGCCAUCGAAGACUCUUGUCACCUUCCAACUCCCCAAUGCUCCCUCCCAAAGACUCCUCAAUGCAACUAGUAAAAAGGAUGUAAUUAACAGAAGUAAUUCAAUUCAAUAAUUCAAUACUUUUAAUGUAGUUCAAUACUUUUAAUGAAUGCAUACUUUAAAUCUAAGACAUACUUGCCCCCUACUGAAUUACAUAAUACAAAAGAAAAAGCAAGACCCGAUACGCCACACUGUUUGUAUCUUAUGGCUAUAGGCAGUUCCACCUUUGGCUUUAGAAGGCAAACUGAAGCACUGAGGUGGAAGGAACGCCUCAGUACAGCUUUUAUUUAUUUAUCAAAUCAAAGGCUGAGGCAUUCAGUGGUUGAAAAGGGGAAAGUGAGGAAUAGUGAAGGCUAAAGCAAACUAAAUCUAAAUGUGAAACUUGGUGUAGAGAGAAUCAAAAGCAGGUGAGCGUCACUUGCCAACAACACAAAAUGGGUGCAAUCAGUGUGGAAACUGGAGCAAAUAAAAUGCAAGACAGCAGAAUUGGUUCAGGUGAAUUUUCCACUCACGUCUCCCUUCUCCUUCAGCUCACUAAACCCCUCUGUUUCCCGUGGAGCCCAACAUUGUGGAUGGACAGUUAGCAGGGCGUGCAUCACCUGUCUCAGUGCUCCCCAGCUGUUUUGUGUUUUUCUCUCUCUCUGUCAAACAAUCAAUCCACAAAAAACUACUGCCAUCCUGAAUCUGAAUCAAAAAUAGGUCAUCUGCUUUUCUGAUCUACUGGGGAAGCGUUCAGGUAUAAGGAUAUGGCGCUGGAGUCCAACCCGUGGAGCUAAUACCCCCACCCACAUCCUGCCUAGAUCUAUAGAUAUCCUUUUCUGCUACUGAAUAUCUUCCCUGAAUUAAUAAAUAGUAUGUAUUAGGCCUUUAGGCUGUCCGUACUUUACGUAUAGGGGAUAAGCAUCUAUUAGACCAGCUGAACUUGUUUUUCUUUUCUCCUGUGUCCUGAUCGGGAAGUAAAGGGUGACAAACAGCUACACAUCCAUUCAUCCAUAUUAAGAAGUGCCACCAGAACCCAAUCUGGGUUAUUAUUAUUGCUUUUUUUAAACUCAUUUCUGAAUGCCAAAAUCUGCCGCCAUGAAUGUGUGAAGAACGAAGAUGGUGGAUCUCAUUAUUGUCAGCCUCUCUGAGCUAAGGCACAAAGAACUGACCUUAAAGUUGCAUUUUAUUUCUCUGUAUCUGAAUGAGACGAUGUUGUGAGUCUUUCCACAUUUGUGAUGUCACUGUUAGCACUCUCACUGCAUCCGUGAUAACAGAGUGGCACUCCGCUGCUGUCUUGCUGAAUCACCAGGCUCUCUUUUGGUAUUGGUUGAGUCUUUUUGUAAUCUCCUCAGAAAGGAACAGUUUGGAUGAAAGUAGCUGAAAAAAAGGCCAAGUAGCCUUUAUAGUGUGCCUUUGCAAACCCUCUUCACUUCCACGGUUUCUUUCUGAGUCCUAAACUUUAGCACACGAGCAGUAAAGUCGAAGUUCCCUUCCAGCUUUGAUGGCAGACACCUGCUUAGUAAUACCACAUGCAGAACAGUGAGCACCAAGCAGUCUGCGGCGAGGAAGCAUUCCGGUGCUACGAGUCUCUGUACUGUACAUUCUGUAACCAGUCCUGUUUUAUAGUGUACAUACAGGUAAAUACACAGUAUGCACAUGAUGUCAUUUAAUUUAACAUAAGGGUAUGUAAGGGGGAUUUGCCCCUGACUAAACAAUCAAAAGGGUUUCCCAAAAGUGAAUUUACAUCAGUUUUGUUGACGUGUUUGAAAGUGAAAAGUUAAGUUCCUUUUUUUCUUGUAUGACUUGUAUUUUUUUUCAGUUAACUGUGUGUUCAUCUAGAGGUGAUAACGUAGAAAGAAACAUGCAUUAAAAGAUAAUAUCCCCCCCCCCCCCCACACACACACACACACACAAACAGAUUUUUGAUUUUGGUAUCAAAUUAUUCCCAACAUACAAAAUCGUUUCACUUAAGAAUGACAUCACCAGAAGCUGAAGAUAGCUGCUCAGAGUGAUUCAUUCUGUCAUGAGUUGCAGGUCAAACUGCUAGACAAGAUUUUCCAGUCACUCAAGAAUAAUAUUUGAUUAAAUAAAACAGAAACUCCUGAUAUGCGAAUAACUGAAGCCCUAAAUUUGCUCUCCAACCUUAGUGGUUACGAAGAUACAGCAAGGCGUGAUUUCAAAAGGGUCAAAAAUUAAUACUGGUGAAUCCCUUAUGUUUUCAAGAAAAACACUUAAUUGGUUAAGAUAGUAAUUUGAGGUCUCUUUAGUAAUUUAGUCCCAAAAUUUGAUCUCCAGUCUUAAUUGUGAGAUACAGCAAGUGGGUAGUUGUGAACAGAGGCCUAGACAAUAGUUUCCAGUUAUUUUCAAGAAAAAGCUUCAGUUGAAUAACUAGAAAUUUUGAGUCUGUGAGUAAUUAAUCCUGAAAUCUGCCAGUCUCACUCCCCAGCACCUAAAGAGAUCCUCGCGUCAGAUGCGAGCACCAUAGGUUUUUCACCUUGCAGCAGUGAUUGUGACUUCAAGCCCACGCUGUUGGCUCUCGCCAUUUCCCUGUGCCGCAAAGUAGCGUAGAGAAGGAGGGUAGGUUGCCAGUCUUCCAGCUGUUAAAUUCCUCAGCUUUUGAUUUGCUUCCAGCAACUGCAAUCUCAGGUGGCAGAGUCCCCAUUUUAUGAGCCCUCAUGGCGUUUUGUGUCCAAUCUCAAGUGGAUUUUAAAAGCUUUUUUUAUUUUAGGGGUAUACAUUUCUUCCGUAUAAAAUGAUACGAUUCAUGGGCUAUGAUACGAUUCAGGAACUAUACUUUUAUUGUGGAGCUAUUCAGUUUGGUAUGAUAUGAUGCAAUCUGAUACAAAUUCUUUGUUUAAUGUAGACAUCCAUUUUGCAUGAUUAUUAUUACAAUAAGCCAAAACUGUAACACUUACCUUAAAAUACUUGUACAUAUUUUUCAUGAAUUACAUUUAUCAUGGAAAAAUAGGGACCUUCAGGUUUUUAGCUACUGUGCUGCAACACAUUGGCGCUGCCUCUGCUCACCUUUUGUUCACCACUGGGGGCAGCACCACAUAUAGUACAGAAAGUGCAGCAUAGAAGAUGCCAAGAAUAAGAAGCCAGCUGUUGUUAGCAUAGCAUAAAUAGUGUAGCCUAUCAUUCCCGUUUGAAUCAAUAGGACAGUGUUAACAUUGUGAACUGACUGUAAACUUCAAACGGGUGCAUUUAUCUGUUAUGAUGCCUAACACUAUUGAACAUGCUGCUUUUGUUUGUACUUCGUGAACAUUAACAUUCCUGUGACCAGUAUUGCGAGACUCUUGUUCCGACCUUGAGGUUUUUGACAGUUGUGAAGGAUGUGGAAGUAGCAGUGAAAACCAUUAAACCAAUUUAUGAAGUUUAAAUAGAGUUAACGAAUAGUUCAUUCAGAUUGAUUCAGAGGUCUGUUUAUGGAUGUAGUCGUAUCUAUUAUUUAAAGUUGAUUUUCGAUUCCUUAUCAGUUAAUUGUUACACCCUGAGUAUGUAACACUAUGUGCUGUCAGAACUGAAAGGCACAGCUUGUUUUUUGGUUAAACUGCAUUGUAUAACAGAACUAUAGCUCUCAUUGUAAUUGUGACGUUUUAUGUUCUAUGAAGCUGUUUUAUUUAUGAUUAAAGCUGUUGAGCAGGGUAGGCGAUAAUCAGACUCAUGCUUCGGCCUUGUAUCUCCAGUGUCGGGGAAUGUGAUUUACUGUGACUUUGGAAGCAGAGACAAACAAGGCGCACAACCUCGAUGGGGAAUGCAACAGUACCUGCAUGUCACAAGAAAUGGAGCAGACAAACAGGAAUGCUUUGCUUUGAUGUAACAUAACUGUAUUUGGAUUAUGGAGGGAAAAAAACUACAGUUGUAAAUAUAUUUACAGGUAAUUUUUUCCAAGUUUUAUUUUUCUUCUUCAUCCAUGUACUUUGCACUUUUUUGUGUACUGUGUUUGUCACCAGCCUGUAUGAGAUUUGCGUGGUCGUUGUUUCUCUUUGACUUCAUUGAUUGAACGUCAGAGAGCAACAUGCUCAGCACGACGUCAGAAAGGGAAUGUAAGACCUUUGGGUAUCUUUAUUCAUAAAUUUUUUUCUGCCGUAGCUUCUCGUUAGUUUUUGACAAACAGAACUCAAUUCAAGUUUCCUUGUUUGUUUGUUUGUUGAAUACAAUCCUGUAAAUAUCACAAGUAAAAAAAAAAAUGUAUAUUUUUACGACGUCUGAGUAUUAACUCUUUCAUUUGCAAUAAAAUAUUCAAUGACAACCUA